Messenger RNA from Durotheca rogersii, 818 nucleotides. RefSeq lists its product as uncharacterized. Gene Ontology annotation, molecular function: ubiquitin protein ligase binding. Gene Ontology annotation, cellular component: fungal-type vacuole lumen; fungal-type vacuole membrane. The record is from RefSeq and is a predicted model, not a curated record. Lineage: Eukaryota; Fungi; Ascomycota; Sordariomycetes; Xylariales; Xylariaceae. Gene Ontology annotation, biological process: endosome transport via multivesicular body sorting pathway. The transcript has 3 exons. The coding region runs from base 186 to 656 and encodes 156 amino acids.
AUUGUCAUCCCUCAUCCCUCAUCGAAAUGCUGUCUGCCUGCUGCUACCUACUUCACACAUAUACAAUAAGCAACCGUCAUUCUGCCACUCUCAACCCUCAACCCAGAGAUCAUCUUAUGCGAUAACAGCACCUCUUCUUUUGAUUAAGUUCCUCCCAGGUCCCCCCCAACGAGAGACCCGUCGCUAUGUGCACUCCGGAUCUCUUCCUCGGCUUCCUCGCCAUUCUCUUCCCUCCCCUGCCCGUCUGGGUCAAGCGCGGCCUCUGCUCCGCCGACUCGAUCAUCAACAUCCUACUCUGCGUUCUCGGCUACAUCCCCGGUCUCCUCCACUCCUGGUACAUAAUCGCCAAGUACACCGACCCAGCCGACUACGAGCCCCUCUCGCGGGAUCGCGAGAGUGGCAGCAUAACCUACGUCUACGUGCACCAGCCAUCCCCGCAACCGCAGCCCGACCAUCGUCCACAGCCCAAGCCUACCUCGCAGCCGAACUACGGCGCCACCACCACUUUUGCUGCCUCCAGCAACACCGGCAACGCCGCCUCGUCCUCUUCCACCGGCCCCGCGAACGGCGAGGGCAGUCAUGAUGGUUCCGGCAGGCCCCCGCCCACUUACGCUGAGGCUGUAAAGGGCGACAACAAGAUACAAACCCACGACUAGGCGCCGUAAAGCCGCUCUGUUGCUACCGCACUACCGUUCCGGCGUCAGCAACAACCAUCUUUGGGUACUACUAGGUUUCGUCCAAAUCGAAACUGGCACUUUGCAAGGCUCAUGCCACUAGGUGCCUAUGUAACUGAUAAUCGCGAAGGGGUUGGCGGAGAG